AUGUCUUCCAUCAAGAUCGAACCCCUCGCUGUUGGCGGAAAGUCCAAGGUCAACUUUGGAGCCAUUGUCACCAACGUGGAUAUCGAGAACCUGACGGACGUCGACUUUGAGGCGAUCCGCGACGCCCUGUUCCGCAACCAAGUGCUCGUGUUCCCGAACCAGAGCGACGUGUCGCCCCAGAAGCAGUUUGAGCUGACGCAGCGCUUCGAUCCGACCGGCACGUCAUACGGCCACGGCAAGACGUUGGAUGCGAAGAAGUCGGUGCUGCACCCAGAUCUCAAGACGAUCCCACACCAGCCACAGGUGCAGGUGAUCGGCAACGGUUUUGUCGAGGCGUACGAGGGCCUGCAGAACGUGCAGCUGCGCCACCCGCACCACCGCACGUUUCAUGCCACCGUGAUCCCGGACGCCGAAGACCUCGACUUCACCCGCUUCUACCGCUGGCACAUCGACGCUGCUCUGUACGGACUGGCGCCGCCGGUCGUCACGACGCUGCUGGCCGUGCGCGUGCCCGGCGGCCGUCGCCAGACCUGCCGCUACGACGACGGCUCCGGCGACGAGCUCGACGUGCCGCUUGGCACCACCGCCUUUGCCUCAGGCGAGACCAUGUACGACCUGCUCAACCCGGCCGAUCAGCUGCUCGCCCGCACUGCCCGCGUCGAGUACGCCGCCCACCCGUACAUUUGGAUGAGCGGGGCCAAGUCGCGCUCCGACGGCCUCGGGCUCGUGUCGGAGGGCCGCGAGCUCACCCCCGCCGAAUUGCCGCCCGUCGAGCAGGACAAGAUCCAGAUCCUGCCGCUCUGCUGGCGCAACCCCGUCACUGGCCGUCUCGCCCUGCAGGUCCACCCCAGUGCCGUCCGUCGCCUGCAUCUGGCUGACGGCUCUGUCAUCGACGACCUCGUCGAGGUCCGCGACAUCAUUCACCGCCUCCAGCGCCCCGGCAUCGCCCCCGAGCUCAUCUACCCACACGACUGGAAGGCCGGCGACCUCGUGCUGUUUCACAACCGCGGCCUCAUCCACUCCGUCGUCGGCGCCUUUGCCCCCGACGAGGUCCGCCUGUUCCGCCAGUGCAACAUCGCCGCCAGCCAUCUGCCCGAGGGACCGGCCGUCGAGGUGUCUGCAUAG
This is a messenger RNA of Grosmannia clavigera kw1407, 1125 nucleotides long. RefSeq names its product alpha-ketoglutarate dependent xanthine dioxygenase. The transcript is spliced from 2 exons. Lineage: Eukaryota; Fungi; Ascomycota; Sordariomycetes; Ophiostomatales; Ophiostomataceae. The record is from RefSeq and is a predicted model, not a curated record. Bases 1 to 1125 code for a protein of 374 amino acids. Gene Ontology annotation, molecular function: oxidoreductase activity.